AUGGCUCGAGAUCCCCUCGAGAGCCUACGGCGCUUCGAAGGAGACAACUUGACAAGGACAACCCCUGAACGUAGGCCAUCACUGAAGCUCACCAUCCAUGCCCCCCACCCCCACUGGAACGCAUACAGAGUGGAACGCAUUCCUGACACGCUACUGGCGGCGGUCCGGUCCUUGAGUGUUGGCGUCCUGAUAGGCAGAUGGCCGAUACAAGUGUCUGUCCGAACCACACGCAACCAUAAAAACAGAGUCCUGCUUCAUCGCCCUCCUUCGAUGAGUUCAUACGACCACCCCAUCGCAUUCACCACCUACGACACCAAAGACUGCAUCUACAACAAAUCACAUAUGCCGUCUGUCUCAUUAUCAGAAUUAUCCUUGAGAAUGGCUCCGACCACCGGUGAACCAAAGAAGCCACCCCAGUCCCUGCGGCCAUGCCUCGUGCGGCCUCAUAGCGGGAUAGACCAGAAUCAGAAGCCCAAGAAGCAAGUCCGGUUCCGCUUGCAGGGAUCUACCGUCGCAUUCCCAGGCGUUGAAGUCGAUGAAGGAGGUCCAGUUGGCGUGGCCACAACUGUGACGAACAGUGGAAGUUGUAGCCUCGGAACAACGUCGAGUUGGAAUACGAUACUCAACCGGCGAACAUCCUCGUAUGAGAAGAGACACAGAGACCGAAAAGAAAGGAGGAAACAAAGGGAAAAAAGGAAGAAGGAGAAAAGCUAUCGACAAGAACUGGCACGAUGGAGUUGGACGC
Messenger RNA from Sodiomyces alkalinus F11, 745 nucleotides. RefSeq lists its product as hypothetical. The transcript is spliced from 8 exons. Lineage: Eukaryota; Fungi; Ascomycota; Sordariomycetes; Glomerellales; Plectosphaerellaceae. The record is from RefSeq and is a predicted model, not a curated record. The annotation marks the transcript as partial.